Messenger RNA from Rhinocladiella mackenziei CBS 650.93, 3681 nucleotides. RefSeq lists its product as uncharacterized. Gene Ontology annotation, molecular function: ATP-dependent DNA damage sensor activity; mismatched DNA binding; ATP binding. Lineage: Eukaryota; Fungi; Ascomycota; Eurotiomycetes; Chaetothyriales; Herpotrichiellaceae. The record is from RefSeq and is a predicted model, not a curated record. Gene Ontology annotation, cellular component: MutSalpha complex; nucleus. Bases 1 to 3681 code for a protein of 1226 amino acids. Gene Ontology annotation, biological process: mismatch repair. The transcript is spliced from 3 exons.
AUGCCCAAGCAAACUUCCUCAACUCCUGCUUCCACUCCAGCAUUGAACAAACCGUCCUCUUCACGUGGUCAAAGAACUCUGUUGGGCUUCUUUCAAAAGACUCCUUCCAGCGGUUCUCCUGCUGCAUUGCCUCCUCGGUCGUCCAAUACCUCUCCGGUUCCCUCAAAAGGCCGCUCGAAGACUACCGGAGCACCAUCUGGGUCUUCUUUGACGCCUGCCCCCAGUAGUGAUGCUCUAGAAUUAGAAAAUGAGGACGACGACGGCGAUGACAACAACAACAACAACAGCAUCAACAAGGCAAGUUCGCCUCCUUCCAAAGGUCUGCCAUCGCCAGUAUCCGCUGACGAAAGGCAGACUGAUGGAAUGGAGGAGCUGACCGCUCGCGGAACGCCGUCACGGAGGGCAACAAAGAAGACCAUCAAUUACAUCGAGUCGGACAGUGAAGGCACUGACAAUGACGAUGUAUUCAAGCCUACGCCUGCGUCCCGGGCUCGACCUACCAAACGGAGAAGAGUCUUGGAUAGUGCGGAUGAAGAUGUCUAUGAGCAAGAGAAUGAAGACGGGCCAGAUGAUGAUCUCGAUGAUUUUAUCGCCCCUGACGACUCGGAAGACGAAAUACGUCGUCCUACGAAACGCAAACGCCCGUCUAAUCCAGUUUCACGCAAAUCUUCCUCUCAUUUCACACCGUCGGUUAAUGAAGCGGAUGUCGACGGAGACGUGGAUCUUCUUGAAUCCUCAACUGCUCGGCAAUGGACAUAUGAUCCUGAAAAUCCACAGCCUUUGCAAUCACGGUCUUCCAACAUUCCCUCUAAAACGCCAGGUGAUCAAGGAAAGAAAUCCAAGGCCCACAUGACCGAUCCAGAAGAACGACAUGCGUGGCUUGAAGAUAUCAGAGAUCUUGAUCGAAAUCCUCCAGGUCAUCCAGACUACGAUCCUCGUACGCUGUACAUUCCACCAAUGGCGUGGGCCAAGUUCUCCCCAUUUGAGAAACAGUACUGGGAAAUCAAACAAAAGUUCUGGGAUACUAUCGUGUUUUUUAAGAAGGGAAAGUUCUACGAACUCUAUGAAAACGAUGCAACUAUUGGCCAUCAGUUGUUUGAUUUGAAAUUGACGGAUCGUGUCAAUAUGCGUAUGGUGGGCGUUCCAGAGUCAAGUUUAGAAAUGUGGGCGAAUCAGUUCGUCGCCAAGGGAUACAAGAUUGCUCGCGUUGAUCAACAAGAGACCGCAUUGGGGAAGAAUAUGCGUGAGCGAGACGAAAAGUCAAGCGGCGCUGCUAGCAAAAAGAGCAAAGACGACAAGGUCAUCAAGAGAGAGCUUGCUUGCGUUCUGACUGCCGGCACUCUGGUCGACGGAACAAUGCUGCAGGAUGAUAUGUCUACUUAUUGCGUUGCUAUCAAAGAGUCCGAGAUCGAUGAUAUGCCGGCAUUUGGAGUAGCCUUUGUCGACACGGCCACUGGACAGUUCAACAUAUCUCAAUUCGUCGACGAUGCAGAAAUGACCAAAUUCGAAACUUUUGUCGCUCAGACAAGACCCCAGGAAAUUCUUCUUGAGAAGGGCGGGGUGAGUAUGAAGACUUUGAGAGUCCUCAAGAACAAUACUGGCCCCACAACCAUCUGGAAUUAUUUGAAACCAGGUAAAGAAUUCUGGGAGGGUCAUAUCACAGCCAAGGAGAUCGAGGCCAGCGAUUAUUUCCCCAUGGAUUGGCCCGAAGUCCUUCAACAGGCCAAAGAACAGGAUCUCCUGAUGUCCGCCCUCGGUGCCUUAAUUCAAUAUUUGAGAACUCUCAAGAUUGAGCGAGACUUGGUGACCAUGGGCAACUUUACUUGGUAUGAUCCGAUUCGCAAGGCCACCAGCCUUGUCCUCGACGGUCAGACCUUGAUCAAUCUGGAAGUUUUCUCAAAUUCCUACGAUGGAGGAAGUGAAGGGACUCUCUUUCAACUUCUCAACCGUUGCAUCACACCAUUUGGGAAACGCAUGUUCAAGCAAUGGGUAUGCCAUCCUCUAAUGGAUACCAAGAAGAUCAAUGCGCGUCUCGACGCUGUCGACUCUCUCAACGCCGACACCAAAGUUCGCGACCGUUUUACUUCGCAAAUGACCAAAAUGCCCGAUCUUGAAAGGUUGAUAUCUCGCGUCCAUGCCGGAACUUGCAGAGUUCAAGACUUUGUCAAAGUUCUGGAAGGCUUCGAACAAAUUGACCAUACCAUGUCACUGCUACGCGAUGGCGCCGGAAAUGCACAAGAAAGUGAGGGCGUCAUUGGCCAACUCAUUUCCGCCAUGCCAGAUCUUCAGCCUCGUCUCAAAUACUGGAUGAAUGCCUUCGAUCGCAACAAAGCCAAGGAGACAGGUGUCUUGGUCCCCGAACGGGGUAUCGACGAAGAUUUUGACGACUCGCAGGACGCCAUUGAAGCCAUCCAAGAGGAGUUUAAUGUUCUUCUCCGCAAGUGGCGCAAAGAAUUUGGUUCCAGUGCCAUCUGCUAUCGCGACAAUGGCAAGGAAAUCAUGCAAUUGGAAGUUCCGAUCAAAGUCAAAAAUAUUCCGAAAAGUUGGGAUCAAAUGUCUGCUACGAAGCAAGUGAAGAGAUAUUACUUUCCCGAACUUCGCUCGCUGGUCCGCAAACUCCAAGAGGCACAGGAGACACAUUCACAAAUCGUCAAGGAAGUGGCAGGGCGAUUCUAUGCCCGGUUCGAUGAGAGUUACGAGGUCUGGCUCGCCAGCGUCAAAAUCAUUGCUCAACUUGACUGUUUGAUCUCUCUCGCCAAGGCAAGUUCCAGUCUAGGCUAUCCUAGCUGCCGACCCGAGUUCAUCGAAGAUGUCGAUUCGACUCGUUCGACACUGGAACUUAUUGAACUCCGCCACCCCUGCCUCCUGACCAAAGUGGACGAUUUCAUCCCCAAUGAUGUGAUUCUAGGUGGCUCAAAUGCCAACCUCACUCUGCUCACGGGUGCCAACGCAGCAGGCAAAUCUACGGUGCUACGAAUGACUUGUAUUGCUGUCAUUAUGGCACAAAUCGGCUGCCACCUCCCUUGCCAGUUUGCGCGCCUUACCCCGUUUGAUCGCAUCAUGUCUCGUCUCGGAGCUCAAGAUCACAUCUUCGCCGCUCAGUCGACAUUCUUCGUUGAACUGGCUGAGACGAAGAAAAUUCUCUCCGAAGCGACACCGCGCAGCUUGGUGAUCCUCGACGAGCUAGGCCGUGGGACGUCGUCACACGAUGGCGUCGCCGUCGCACAAGCAGUCCUGCACCAUCUUGCCUCCCACAUCGGCUGUCUGGGCUUCUUCGCUACACACUAUCACUCUCUGUCCGCUGAGUUCAGGGGCCAUCCUGAAAUUGCGCCACGCCGCAUGAAGAUUCUUGUCGACGACGAGCAACGUCGCGUCACUUUCUUGUACAAGCUCGAACCGGGCGUCGCGGAGGGUAGUUUUGGCAUGCACUGCGCCAGUAUGUGUGGCAUCUCGGCAGGAGUUGUCGAUCGUGCAGAGCACGCAGCUAGGGAAUGGGAAUUCACGAGUUUGAUGGCGACUAAGUUGAAAGGCAGAACAAACCAGGACGAUGACAAUGUGAAGGGAAAAGAACUCCCACUCGGCAUUCUGAGUGAUUUGGCUUGGAUCAUCGACGAGAAUAAAAGCUCUCAGGUCGGUGACCGUGCUCUCAACGCGCUGGUCCGAUGUAUUGAAACUUUGUGA